UUGAUGGUUCAUCUCGGAGAGUGUUAAAUUCCACCUUUGUCGAGUUCCCUCGUCCAGUUAAUGUUAUGCUUCAUUCAAAUCUGAAAAUAUGUAAUCCGCACCGAAAACCUCCCGAUGACCCGUGAAUCCUUUCGGAGCUGACUCCUUCCAAUUAAUUGGAAUCUCUUCUUAAGUAUGUAAUUCGCGUGCCAGUACACGUAAUUAUAAACUAAGGGCCACUGUAAAGAAGAUUAUUUCACUGACUGGUUGUGCAAAAAUGAAUCUGUUAUGAAAGUCGACAGGUAAGGGUUGAAGUCUGGUCGGACCGUAUUAUUAUUCUUUCCAUUCCGAUUGAAAGCUGCAUCGUAAGAAAAUGUAUAGUAGAACAUGUGCCAGAAUUCUUUUGCAUCCUGGGUUAGCUGACCGAGGCUCCCUUUACUGAUCUGAACACUGGUGGAAAAUAAUGAAGGAUAAAAUGCCACCAUUUCGCAGGAAAAAAUCUGGAAAGUCAUUUCCCGUCAAGGUCUGCACAUUGGAUGCGGAGCUCGAGUUUAAUCUGGAGUGGAGAGCUACGGGAAGGGAUUUAUUUGACUUGGUCUGCCGCACGAUAGGACUUAGAGAAACAUGGUAUUUUGGGCUUCAGUAUGAAGAUGCAAAAGGUUUUAUAUCAUGGCUCAAAUUGGACAAGAAAGUUCAAGAUCAAGGUAUUUCGCAACAGCCCACAACACCUUUCAUGUUCCUUGCCAAAUUUUAUCCAGAGGAUGUUGCGGAGGAACUAGUUCAAGAAGUCACUCAGCACUUAUUUUUUCUCCAAGUGAAGCAGGCCAUUCUUUCAAUGGACAUAUAUUGUCCUCCAGAAGCUUCUGUCUUAUUAGCAUCAUAUGCUGUUCAAGCAAAGUAUGGAGACUAUGAUGAAGUUUCCUACCGUCCUGGAAUGCUAGCUAGUGAAGACUUACUACCACAGAGAGUUAUCGAUCAAUACCAAAUGACUCCUGAAAUGUGGGAAGACAGGAUAAAAAUAUGGUAUGCCGAUCAUCGUGGAAUGUCUCGCGAUGAAGCAGAAAUGGAAUACCUUAAAAUAGCUCAGGACCUUGAAAUGUACGGUGUUAAUUACUUUCCAAUUAGUAAUAAAAAGGAAACCAAUCUUUGGCUCGGCGUAACGGCACUUGGAUUAAAUAUUUAUGAGAAGGAGAACAAGCUGACUCCGAAGACUACGUUCACCUGGUCCGAGAUCCGUCACAUUAGCUUCGACGACAAGAAGUUUGUGAUAAAGCCUGUGGAGAAGGCUUCCCCUAACUUCGUCUUCUUCUCUCAGAAAGUUCGCAUGAACAAAUUGGUAAAAAAACAGUCAGAUGUUGGCAGCUGGGUGAAGGGCUUGGUAUCUGUAGGCUUCGACGAGCAUAACACUGAGAAAGUUGCUCGUGUAUUAUUUGUUAAGAUUCUGGACCUGUGUAUCGGCAACCACGAUCUGUUCAUGCGGCGACGUAAGCCUGACUCGAUGGAAGUUCAACAGAUGAAGGCGCAAGCUAAGGAAGAAAAAUCUCGGAGGCAAAUUGAAAGGAAUAAAUUGGCCCGAGAGAAGCAGUUGCGAGAAGCUGCAGAAAGAGAAAAAGCUGCCAUGGAACAGAGAUUGUUACAAUAUCAAGAAGAAAUACGAUUGGCGAACGAGGCUUUGAGACGAUCCGAAGAAACAGCUGAUCUCCUUGCCGAAAAAAGUCGGGUGGCAGAGGAGGAAGCUCUCUUACUAAGUCAAAAGGCGUCAGAAGCUGAGCAGGAAAUAACACGGAUUAGGUUAAAUAACAUGAAGACAGAAGAGGAGAAGGUUCAUUUAGAAAGGAAGACUCGUGAGGCAGAAUUGCUAACCGAGAGGCUCGUACAGGAGUCAGAGAGAAGAGCUGCGGAAGCUGAGAAAUUGAAGGACGAGCUUCUACGUGCAAGGAUUGCUGAAAAGGAAGCGAAAGAAAAACUCUUAGAAUUCCUUAGCAGAAAUGCCUACACUGCUGCAAUAGCUCCCGUACCAAAUCUCUUCCCUUCGACACAAGUGCUUCCAUCAGAGCUGCAAGCAGACUUGCAGACUCUACAGUUAGAUGCCGAGCCACUGCCUACAGAUCUUACAUCAUACGAUCUGAUAGCCGAUGGAGAUGUCGACCAACUGUCCCUAGAAAUUGAGAAGGAACGAGUGGACUAUUGGGAAAAGAGCAAGCACUUACAAGAACAGUUGAGAGAACUAAGAUCGGAGAUCGAAGUGAUGAAGGUCGGUGAGAAACAAUGCGAACUGGAUCAGCUUCAUGACGAGCAGGUGCGACUCGGGGAGAACAAGUAUAGCACGCUUAAGCGAGUUAAGUCAGGCUCUACGAAAGCUAGAGUCGCCUUUUUCGAAGAACUUUAAGGACUGCGACAUGCGACCGAUGGUCGACGUCUAGGAGGUUAGGUCGAAACGUGGCAGAACGCACAUAUAUUUUCAUGUACGUUGCGUGUAUCAUGACCUGCAUCUGUAUGAAAUUUAUAUAUAUACAUAUAGAGAAAGAGAGUAAAAUCGUAUACGUGGACUCGUGCACUCGAAUGUGUACAUACGUUCCUCGACUGCAGUAGUGUGUACGAAAGGAUGACUUAGAACUAGGUUAGGAGACAAUCAUUGUUAUACCAGUUACUUUGUUAGGGAAGAUUUCAUCGCGUUAAACGAAUCGACGCGCAUAGAGGUGCGACUAACGAAAUUACUGUAAUAUAUUAAUAUUCCGUUACGUUUAUAAGAUCUAGUUUGCUUCCUAGUGCAGUAUUUACAUGGUACUAGCGGAUACUGAGAUGACCAGUGCACAUAUCUGCUCUCUCAAAAAUCUGACGCAACUAACACCGAAUGUCAUUUUACAAUUACUCUAGGCUGUGGCGAAUAUAUACAUAUAUGUAUACACAUAUAAACACACAUAUAUGUUAUGCACGUUAUACAUGCAUACAGUUUUAGGGAACCGCAUAUAUUUUUUAACAUUUUAACCAAUUGCACAGAAACACUUUUGAAUGGUUUAUCGAGUACUGCUAUCAUUCUGUGCUCGUAGUGAAAUGAUUUAACCGUUGACUCUUUAGACGGAAUUUUAUCGACUGACAUUAAAAUACCGUAACUAUGAGUUAGGCGUUUCAAAGGAUUUUUAUUUCACUGUCUAUUCGUUUGUCGUAUGUUUUGCGUCAGAAUAUGUGUGUAUAAUUUAAAGUUUCCACUGUUUUUUUUUCUCGUUAACCAUCAAACUAUUGUCCCGAGAUAUCUAUUACCGAAUUCCCAAUAUACGUCUUUUUAAUUAUUUAGUUUUUAACCGCUUAGUUAGGAGUUGUAAUUUCCUUAACAUGAAUAUUUGUACCCUACUGAGUCGUUAAAACUUUAUUAAGAUAGCCUUAGACGUAUACGUGAAUAUAUGGUCGCGCGAAACUUGUACGUAUGGUCGCCGAGUACAAUUAAGUGCCUUGUUGUAAGUGCUCUCAAUUUGUUAAUAUCAUAGUAGUAAAACAAAAGCUGGCGUUGCCGGAGACCUAUACAUUAA
Molecule: messenger RNA, 3506 nt
Organism: Orussus abietinus
Lineage: Eukaryota; Metazoa; Arthropoda; Insecta; Hymenoptera; Orussidae
Gene: Mer
Product: merlin
Exons: 10
Coding region: 443-2368 (641 amino acids)
Biological process (GO): positive regulation of protein localization to early endosome; regulation of organelle assembly; positive regulation of early endosome to late endosome transport
Cellular component (GO): plasma membrane; filopodium; cytoskeleton
Molecular function (GO): cell adhesion molecule binding; actin binding
Source: RefSeq, a predicted model, not a curated record